Dendronephthya gigantea is the source of this 1680-nucleotide messenger RNA. RefSeq lists its product as uncharacterized. The coding region runs from base 1 to 1680 and encodes 559 amino acids. NCBI's taxonomy places the organism in Eukaryota, Metazoa, Cnidaria, Anthozoa, Malacalcyonacea, Nephtheidae. The record is from RefSeq and is a predicted model, not a curated record. The transcript has 11 exons.
AUGUCGUCGAGCUUUACUGAUCCGAUCGAUAGCCAAAGUGAAUCAGAAAAUAAUUUUAUUACGAGCUACAUGAUGGAAGUUGAAGAUGACGCUCCUUUGGCUACCGAAGCACAAGGCGAUCAAGAAUUAAUGCAACCAUACCAAGACGAACCAAUUGCUGACACUGAAUGGGUAGAAAACUAUUACGAAGAAAGGCGCAAUCAAGACGAUAGGCUUCGAGUACUUAGAGGCCGGCUCGAAGGACGUGUAUCUGUUGAAGGCUGGUGUGGAUGUGGGAAUUGUAAAACCGACUUGUUGCAAAACGAAAAAGAGAGUAAAUGUUGCCAAGAAGUAGAAGGCUGUGGCGAGGCACUCAGCAGUGAUAUUAUCAUGCAAGAAAUGAGUGCGGUCCCUAAAUGCAUCACACUUCAUCCUGGCUUUAGCGAUGUGUGUUUAUCUAUUUGGUCAUUGCGCUUAGCUGGGCCAAAGUUUAGAAGAAUCGACAGACAAAAGUAUAAAAUGGGUAGCGACGAAAACAGAUAUCUUCGAAGUGUUGCAUACAGACAAUAUAUACAACUUGUUUAUGGCUACUUAGGAAAAAGACGAAUACCACUGCCUGCAUGUGCCUAUCAUGUAAUACGCAGCAAAUUCAGUGGAAAGGAAUACCAGGGAUUUGAUGAUGAUCCACUCCUUGCUCCAGCUACCAAUAAGAAAUUGUCAAAACAUCCAACAUUACUACCUGGUGAGAAGAUUUUGCUGCAGCAAGAUGCAAUAUGUGUUGAAACAUAUCUCUCUCCUGUGGAAGGAACGUUGCAUCUUACAACAUUUAGAGUUAUAUUCAGUGGUUCAUCACCGGAUGUAGAAGACGAGGCCAUUGGUGGUGACCACCAUACAUCCCUUGUAUCCAAGAAAAAUAGCAGUCAGUUUGGGAAAAAGAAAGGGUUUUCAGAUACACUUGAGAGGUUUAGAGAAAAAGCACAGCAUUUCCAAAAGAACUUGCAACAUUCAAAAUCAUGUCGCACGUUAAGAUCGACUUACAAGGGAAAGUCACAAUUUACAUUGAACAGAUCACAUGAAAAUAACGUCGUUCAAACUUCCUGUGGAGAAAAUUUAGACGACAAUUGUAAGUUGAUUUCUCUACAGCCCGUAGACACACCGGAAUCCGAUGAAACAGAGAAAGAUCUUGUUCAACAUGACAUCAUCGUAUCUAUUCCAUGUACAAAUGUUUACGAUAUUCACAAACUACCUAAGAACUCACUCGUGAAGGACCCGAGAUUUUUUGGGUUUGGUGAUGGCAUUGAGCUCAUGUGCAGUACUCUGCAGGUUUAUAAGUUUUGUCUUCCACAAGGUUCUGAUUACAAUGCGGAUAAACUCGCCGCAAUAUUUUCAAAGUAUACAAAACACCUGCUACGGCCUUGUUUUUCUGGAAAUGUGAGGCAGAAACAAUGUACUCCCAGCCAAAGAAAGUCGCCUUCUAAAUGGUUUGCAAUCGCAUAUAGAGAAGCAAUAUCUCACACGCGUUCGUGUGAUAUUUUAUAUUCAAGAACAUCACAGAAUUUUUAUGAUUUUGAAGUCGAGUUUCGACGCCUGGGUUUGCUGACAUUGGAUUGUUGGAGAGAAUAUUGUAAGCGUUCGUUAUCAAGAAAUUAUUUUCAACCAUCUACUUUCAAUAGUUUAAUGAUUUACUUUCCAUGCAUAUAA